This is a messenger RNA of Echinostoma caproni, 1275 nucleotides long. The record is from the annotation of a GenBank genome assembly. NCBI's taxonomy places the organism in Eukaryota, Metazoa, Platyhelminthes, Trematoda, Plagiorchiida, Echinostomatidae.
UUCCUGCCCACAUUUGGCCCGUGUUUUGUUAACUUGUACGGUUCUCCACGAGAGUAUUCCGACUUGCCUGACCGUUUCGACGCGCUCAAUCUAGGCAAAGGAGAGGGUGUUGCUUAUCGUGGCCGUGUCCUACUGGAACUGACCACGGAACUGUUGGAAGACCCGGUCAAGAAUGAGGUCAAACCAAUGGAAGCGGAUGUGAUAGCAAGGAUACGGGAUUCGGCGAUUGCGUUCGAGGUAAGCAUCGGGAACCACGGAAAUAAACUGGACGACUCCGUAGCUCCAUGCGCUUCCACCACACCACCUACAAAUCCGGUUUACGACGGUGAGGCGUACAACUACUUGCCUUGGGGGGAUGACAAACCGUGCACAGUUGUCGAUUCGCAGUGGGAAGAUAUAUCUUACCGGCUGUGCGCGAUCAAUAUGCUAUUAAAAAUCGCUGAUAGAUUGAGUAGAAACAUUGAGAAAAUCAAUGUGGCCGUUGUCGCGGCUCUCAUCCCCGAGGAACAGGCACAGUUGGCGAUUGCUUCACUGGAUGAAUUUAUUUUGGAUUGCACACGUCCACUGCCCAAAUGGGAACCGGAGAAUAGCCCAGAGACCGAACUGGACAAACAGCUGCGUCGCGUACGCGAGCGGGAAUUGAAGAAUUUGUACGAUCAGGCUAUGAAGGCUCGUGAAACAGUGGUCUCAGUAGAAGAAGCGCUGACCCAGUUGAAAGCCUAUCGGGAUGUGAUUUUGAAUUUAGCGGUUGAACCUCAGCGUAGCCUUCCGGAUAUUGUGAUUUGGAUGCUUAGCGGGAAUAAACGUGUGGCUUACCAUCGUAUACCGGCCCAUGAAAUACUAUUCCAUGCGAACGAGGAGUUCCGCGGUCGCUCGUGUGGAAUCAUGCAGACCAUCAACCUAAAAAAACCUCGAUUGAGCACAGACGAUGAGAAUGGAUUUUGGAAAAUUCCAGCCCAAAUACGCGUUAUUUUUUGGCUCGGAUUAGAGAAAGAACAAUCGAAUUGGAGAGAAAUCUUUACCGAAGCGAAAGUUCAAGUGGUGGCCGAAACGUAUGAAAAUCAAGCAUCCAUUAUGGGCAAAUGGGUGACCACUCGUCCCCCGCUGACCAGACCGGCUUGGUCGGACAACACUGGCCGAGAAGAACUGCAAAAAGAUUCAUUCAGGUUACCGGAAGGAUGGCAAUGGGAUGGAGAUUGGUUCCUCAAUCCGGAACGAUCAUUGCUAUACAAAAAGGUGUCUGAAUGGUAUUACCUCCCCCCCCCAUCGAAUUGA